Pipistrellus nathusii (Nathusius's pipistrelle) is the source of this 2877-nucleotide messenger RNA. The record is from the annotation of a GenBank genome assembly. Lineage: Eukaryota; Metazoa; Chordata; Mammalia; Chiroptera; Vespertilionidae.
AUGACGACCUUGGACCAUGUGAUCGCUACCCAGCAGUCGGAGUGGGUCUCCUUUAGUGAGGAUCCACUCUUCCCCGUCUCUUCUGAGGGGGCCACCGAAGAGCACCUUGCGGGCCGGUCUUCAUCCUCAGACCAGUCCGAGAGCUCCUCCGGGGAGAACCAUGUGGCGGAUGGAGGCUCUCAGGACCUCUCCCACUCGGAGCAGGAUGACUCCUCCGAGAAGAUGGGCCUCAUCUCUGAAGCGGCCUCUCCUCCCGGGAGCCCUGUGCAGCCCCCGCCUGACCUGGCCUCGGCCAUCAGCAGCUGGGUUCAGUUUGAAGAUGACACGCCCUGGACCAGCACUUCACCACCUCCUCCUAAAGAAGCAGGUGGGACAGGCCUACCAUUGACCUUGCCCUGCUGGACAUGCCCUUCCUUCAACUCGCUGGGGAGAUGCCCUCUGACCUCUGAGAGCAGCUGGACCACACACUCUGAAGACACCAGUAGUCCUAGUUGCGGCCCCUCAUACACAGACCUGCAGCUCAUCAGUGCGGAGGAGCAGAUGAGUGGAAGGGCAUCUAGGGCCGACUCUACAGACGAGAGGACGGAGUGGCAGACAGGCAGGCAGACGGCGGUGAGUCCUGUUCAGGCUUGCACGGAGCAUACCUCCACCCGCACCCACGGCCUGGACCCCUCGCCACCCUCACCCCACUCCAGGAGCAGCCAGAGCCCGUGUGAGGGUCCAGAGGGUCCAGAGGGGACCUCCACUCCCAAUGACAACUCUUCCUCACUCCAGGAAGAUGAAGAGGUAGACAUGGAGGCCAUCCGCUGGCAGGCCAGCAGCCCUGUCAUGAAUGGGCACGCUGCCACUCCGGUGACCUCUGCCCGUUUCCCCAGCUGGGUCACUUUUGAUGACAAUGAAGUCAGCUGCCCUUUGCCACCCGUCACCACUCCUCUGAAGUCAAACACGCCAUCUAUUGCAUCUGUGACCCCAGAUGAACCUUAUUACUCAACUGGCUCAUUUAAGAAAAGGGAACGUCCCAAGAGCACGUUAAUGAACUCCAACAAAAUUCAGAAGCUGGACGUUUCCUCCUUAAACCAUCCGCCUCCCAUAGCUGAGGCUCCACCUUGGAGGGCCACCAACCCUUUCCUGAAUGAGACUCUCCAGGAUGUACAACCCUCCCCAAUCAACCCUUUCAGUGCUUUCUUUGAGGAGCAGGAGAGGCGCUCCCAAACCAACUCCACAUCUGGCACCACAGGCAAAAGCCAGAGGGACUCUCUCAUUGUCAUCUACCAGGAUGCCAUCAGUUUUGAUGACUCAAGCAAAAACCGGUCACACUCCGAUGCUGUUGAAAAACUCAAACAACUCCACAUUGACGAUCCCGAUCACUUAGGCAGUGCGACAUUGCCCGAUGAUGACCCCGUAGCCUGGCUCGAACUCGACCACCCGCCUGGCUCAGCACCUUCCCAGCCCAGGGACGGGUGGCCAAUGAUGCUAAGGAUCCCCGAGAAGAAAAACAUCAUGUCCUCCAGACACUGGGGACCCAUCUACAUCAGACUGACAGCUGCUGGUUACCUGCAGCUGUAUUACGAGCAGGGCCUAGAGAAACCAUUCCGAGAGUUCAAGCUGGAGAUCUGCCAUGAGAUUUCAGAACCCCGGCUCCAAAACUAUGAUGAGAAUGGCAGGAUCCACAGCCUGCGGAUAGACAGAGUCACAUACAAGGAAAAGAAGAAAUACCAGCCCAAACCUGCUGUCGCCCACACAGCCGAGAGGGAACAAGUGAUUAAGCUGGGCACCACCAAUUACGAUGACUUUCUGAGCUUCAUCCGUGCGGUCCAGGACCAUCUCAUGGACCUGCCCGUGUUGUCCAUGGACUUGAGCACAGUCGGCUUGAACUACCUGGAAGAGGAGAUUACCGUGGAUGUCAGGGAUGAAUUCUCUGCCCUCGUGAGCAAAGGGGACCACCGGAUUCUCCAGCACCACGUCUUGACACGGAUCCACAUCCUGAGUUUCCUCUCGGGGCUGGCAGAGUGCCGCUUGGGCCUCAACGACAUCCUGGUCAAAGGGAACGAAGUCGUUUCCCGGCAAGACAUCAUGCCGACCACCACCACCAAGUGGAUCAAGCUCCACGAGUGCCGUUUCCACGGGUGUGUGGACGAGGAUGUGUUCCACAGCUCCCGGGUUAUCCUGUUCAACCCUUUGGACGCAUGCCGCUUCGAGCUGAUGCGCUUCAGGACAGUGUUUGCCGAGAAGACCUUGCCUUUCACGCUCCGGACGGCUGCGAGCAUCAACGGGGCGGAGGUGGAGGUGCAGAGCUGGCUGAGGAUGUCCACCGGCUUCUCCUCCAACUGUGACCCCCUCACUCAGGUUCCCUGUGAGAACGUGAUGGUUCGGUACCCUGUGCCCAGUGAGUGGGUGAAAAACUUCCGCAGGGAAAGCGUCCUGGGGGAGAAGUCUCUGAAGGCCAAGGUCAACCGGGGGGCCAGCUUUGGUUCCACCAGUGUGUCUGGCUCGGAACCUGUCAUGAGAGUGACUCUGGGGACUGCCAAGUACGAGCACGCCUUCAACUCCAUCGUGUGGAGGAUAAACCGGCUGCCUGACAAGAACUCAGCUUCUGGUCACCCACACUGUUUCUUCUGUCACCUUGAACUUGGCUCGGACCGGGAAGUGCCUUCCAGAUUUGCCAGUCACGUGAAUGUCGAGUUCAGCAUGCCCACCACUUCAGCCUCUAAAGCUGCUGUAAGAUCCAUCUCUGUGGAAGACAAGACGGACGUCAGGAAGUGGGUCAAUUAUUCCGCACACUACAGCUACCAGGUGGAGAUUGAGCAAAAAAAGAGUUUGAAGCCGGACUUUGAAGGAGAUGAAGUGGAAAACCCCAAGGAGUGUGGGAUCCAGUGA